AACCUCUUCCUGACGUUCGCCAAAAAGGCCUCUGCCUUCAACAGCUGGUUUGAAAACGCUGAAGAGGAUCUGACCGAUCCCGUGCGUUGCAACUCCCUGGAGGAGAUCAGAGCUUUGCGCGAGGCCCACGACGCCUUCCACUCAUCCCUCAGCUCUGCCCAGGCCGACUUCAGCCAGCUGCCCGAGCUGGACCACCAGAUCAAGAGCUUCCGGGUGGCCUCCAACCCCUACACCUGGUUCACCAUGGAGGCCCUGGAGGAGACGUGGAGGAACCUGCAGAAGAUCAUCAAGGAGCGGGAGCUGGAGCUGCAGAAGGAGCAGUGCCGGCAGGAGGAGAACGACAAGCUGCGCCAGGAGUUCGCCCAGCACGCCAACGCCUUCCACCAAUGGAUCCAGGAGACCAGAACGUAUCUCCUCGAUGGGUCCUGCAUGGUGGAAGAAUCUGGGACCUUGAAAUCCCAGCUCGAAGCUACCAAACGCAAGCACCAGGAGAUUCGAGCCAUGAGAAGUCAGCUCAAGAAGACUGAGGACCUGGGGGCGGCCAUGGAGGAGGCCCUGAUCCUGGACAACAAGUACACAGAGCACAGCACUGUGGGCCUGGCCCAGCAGUGGGACCAGCUCGACCAGCUGGGCAUGCACAUGCAGCACAACCUGGAGCAGCAGAUCCAGGCCAGGAACACAACCGGAGUGACUGAGGAGGCCCUCAAAGAAUUCAGCAUGAUGUUUAAACACUUCGACAAGGACAAGUCGGGCCGGCUGAACCACCAGAAGUUCAAGUCCUGCCUGCGCUCCCUGGGUUAUGACCUGCCCAUGGUGGAGGACGGGGAGCGCGACCCCGAGUUCGAGGCAAUCCUAGACACCGUGGAUCCAAACAGGGACGGCCACGUCUCCCUGCAAGAAUACAUGGCCUUCAUGAUCAGCCGUGAAACGGAGAAUGUUAAAUCCAGCGAGGAGAUCGAGAGGGCCUUCCGGGCCCUGAGCUCCGAGGGAAAGCCCUACAUGACCAAGGAGGAGCUGUACCAGAGCCUGACUCGGGAACAAGCUGACUACUGCGUCUCCCACAUGAAGCCCUACGUGGACGGCAAAGGCCGUGAACUCCCCACCGCCUUCGACUACGUGGAGUUCACCCGCUCGCUCUUCGUGAACUGAUCCCGCCCCCCUGCCUUGCCUGGCCCACGCUGCUUGCCCUGCUGUCGCCUUGCUGCAUGUCACCUCCUCUCUGUGCCCACGUAUUCCAGUGUCACUCUCCACUGCAAGCUUAUGUCCGCUUAG
Molecule: messenger RNA, 1272 nt
Organism: Zalophus californianus (California sea lion)
Lineage: Eukaryota; Metazoa; Chordata; Mammalia; Carnivora; Otariidae
Product: spectrin alpha chain, non-erythrocytic 1-like
Exons: 1
Biological process (GO): actin cytoskeleton organization
Cellular component (GO): cell junction; cortical actin cytoskeleton; cell projection
Molecular function (GO): actin filament binding; calcium ion binding
Source: RefSeq, a predicted model, not a curated record